UGGAAAUCCAAAGGAGAAAGAAGGCGAAGCAUUUUUUUCCGUCAUCGGCGACUGCCCGAUCUUUCCUACCUCCUUCCUCUUCCGCUUUCCAAAACCCUAAGAAUUCAAAAUCCUUUUGCGUCCGCAAAAUGAUUUUUUAGGGCAAUUCUCCAACAUUUCGAUGGGUUCUGGAUUUGAAGGGGACGAGAGGGAUCUGGAGAAGGGAGAGGCCCGGCCCCAGAACCUUACCCAUUUGAACGAUCCGUCGCCGCUGCCUUCUCCAUCGGCUGCGACCUCAGGGCCCGCGCUGGUUUUAUCCAAUUCUGGUAAGGCUUUGGGUAUCUCUGCUUCCAGUAAGGCUUUGGGUGCAUCGGCAUCUAGUAAGGCUUUGGGUGUUUCGCCUUCCAGCAAGGCUUUGGUUCUGUCCAAUUCUGGUAAGGCUUUGGUUCUAUCAAAUUCCGGUAAGUCUCUGGUCCUGUCCAAUUCUGGAAAGCGGAUCGAUCAAGCGGGAAAGAAGAAGUACGUGAAGCAGGUGACUGGGCGGCAUAAUGAUACGGAGCUGCAUUUGGCCGCUGCGCGUGGGGACUUGGAGGCAGUGAAGCAGAUUCUGGGCGAGAUAGAUGCUCAGAUGACGGGAACAUUGAGCGGGGCAGAUUUUGAUGCUGAGGUGGCAGAGAUUCGGGCUGCAGUUGUGGACGAAGUGAAUGAGUUGGGGGAGACAGCAUUGUUUACUGCUGCAGAGAAGGGGCAUCUGGAUGUGGUGAAAGAGUUAUUGCAGUACUCUACUAAAGAGGGCAUUGCCAUGAAGAAUCAAUCUGGAUUUGAUGCUCUACAUAUUGCUGCAAGUAAAGGUCACCAAGUAAUCGUUGAGGUGCUAUUGGACUAUGACCCAGAGCUAAGCAAAACAGUGGGCCAAUCAAAUGCAACACCUCUAAUAUCUGCAGCAACAAGAGGGCAUCUAGCAGUAGUUAAUAAAUUGCUGUCUAAAGAUUCUGGCUUGCUAGAGAUAUCUAAAUCCAAUGGAAAGAAUGCAUUACAUUUAGCUGCUCGGCAGGGGCAUGUAGAUAUUGUAAAAGCAUUGCUUGACAAAGAUCCACAACUGGCAAGAAGGACUGAUAAGAAAGGGCAAACUGCAUUGCAUAUGGCUGUAAAAGGGGUUAGUCGUGAAGUGGUGAAGUUGCUUCUUGAUGCAGAUGCAGCCAUUGUGAUGCUCCCAGACAAGUUCGGUAACACAGCAUUACAUGUAGCAACCAGGAAAAAGCGAGCUGAGAUAGUGUAUGAGUUGUUACUCCUCCCAGACACCAAUGUGAAUGCAUUGACAAGAGACCACAAAACAGCCCUUGACAUAGCUGAAGGAUUCCCUCUGUCUGAAGAAACCUCUGACAUAAGAGACUGCUUGGCACGGUAUGGUGCUGUCAAAGCUAAUGAACUGAACCAGCCACGUGAUGAGCUUAGGAAAACUGUAACAGAAAUCAAGAAAGACGUUCACACCCAGCUUGAACAAACCCGGAAAACCAACAAGAAUGUGAGUGGGAUUGCCAAGGAACUCCGCAAGCUCCACAGGGAAGGAAUCAACAAUGCCACCAACUCAGUCACUGUGGUGGCUGUGCUCUUUGCAACAGUUGCAUUUGCGGCCAUCUUCACAGUUCCUGGUGGUGAUAAUGACUCGGGGGUGGCUGUGGUGGUGGACAGUCCAUCUUUUAAGAUAUUCUUCAUCUUUAAUGCCAUUGCACUCUUCACAUCAUUGGCUGUUGUUGUGGUACAGAUCACCCUGGUGAGAGGGGAGACGAAAUCUGAAAGACGGGUCGUGGAGGUGAUCAAUAAGUUGAUGUGGUUGGCCUCUGUUUGCACUUCAGUGGCCUUCAUUGCUUCAUCUUACAUAGUGGUUGGCCGCCAUAACAGGUGGGCUGCCAUUCUUGUUACAGUUAUAGGAGGAGUUACAAUGGCAGGAGUUCUUGGUACUAUGACUUAUUAUGUGGUGAAGUCCAAACGAAUUCGGUUACUAAGGAAGAAAGAGAAGCAUUUGAGGAGUGGUACCACUUCAUGGCGUCACUCAGAGUUGUCUGAUUCAGAAGUCAACCCAAUUUAUGCCAUCUGAUCUGCCUGGACUCUGGAUCUGCUCGGGUCUCCUAUCUUCCUUCCGGCCUUUUAUCUACAGAAAAAACCAAAAGAAAAGAAACACUGAAAGCAGUUGGGUGACCGGUGUUUUUGUCUGAAAAAGAAAACCAAAAGAAAAGAAAAAAGGAAAAAAAAAAAAAAAAGGUGGGAGCUGUUGGUGUUUUUGAGGGGGGCUUGUGCUGUAAAUACCCGAUCUGGGAACAAGUAGCAUUCCUUAUGGAUUGAUUCUCUGAAGGGGAAUGGAUUUUUCUUGUUAUCAUUAUAUGUAAGAGCAUUAAAGGAAUACCGGUUGAGGGACCUGGAACAGUUGUUGUAUAACUUUUACAUUAUUACUCUGCAUGGCUUAAUCCGAUUUGACCAGCUACUUAUUUGUCUGA
Molecule: messenger RNA, 2474 nt
Organism: Vitis riparia (riverbank grape)
Lineage: Eukaryota; Viridiplantae; Streptophyta; Magnoliopsida; Vitales; Vitaceae
Product: ankyrin repeat-containing protein ITN1-like
Exons: 4
Coding region: 161-2077 (638 amino acids)
Cellular component (GO): plasma membrane
Molecular function (GO): protein phosphatase regulator activity; protein phosphatase 1 binding
Source: RefSeq, a predicted model, not a curated record